Molecule: messenger RNA, 2983 nt
Organism: Rotaria sp. Silwood1
Lineage: Eukaryota; Metazoa; Rotifera; Eurotatoria; Philodinida; Philodinidae
Source: the annotation of a GenBank genome assembly
AUGGAAGUAUUACUCAAAGAACCAUCUGAACAUUCUCAUGUACCUGAUCCAGAUCGACUGCACCUCAUUCGACUUAAAAAUGAAAUUAAAAGUCGUGGUGCAUCAUCAGAUGAAGGAGCUAGUACGAUACUAUUUGAUGUAUUACGGACAAUUCCAUUAACUAUAAAUACUGAUUUACCUACAAAUGACGCAUUGUUGCAAACGAUUCGAUUUAACGACCAGCAAUGCAACUUGAUCAUAAUGGUCGUUUACCUUUAAUAUUACGACAAACUGAUCGAGGAGAAAGUUUUAUUCUAUAUGAAGAUGAUUCUAUGGUAAUAUUCACAUGUGAUAAGGACUUAUCAGUUUUAAAGCAGUUAAAUUUAUUAAAAUAAACUUUAUCUCAUAUUGCUAUACUGAGAAUGAAUAGUUACAAUAUGGGACGAAAUGUAAGGAGACAAAAUAAAAUUGUGACGAAUUGUAAGGGGGCAAAUUGAAAAGGGACGAAAUGUAAUUGGGACAAAAUGUAAUAGGGACGAAAUGUAAGGGGACGAAAUCUAAUGGGACGAAAUGUAAUUGGGACGAAUUGAAUGGGACGAAAAGUAACGGGAUGAAAAGUAGGGGACGAAGUGUAGGGGUACCGAUCAGAGAUGAGUGAUCAAGAGUUCGAAGAUACGUAUAUUAGCACUAAAAUUUAUAAGAAAAAAGGAAAGAAAAAAUAUUUCCGAAAUUAUUUAGUUUUUCCCCCAUUCUUUCAGCACAUUUUAGUAUUAUUUUAUGUAGGUUCUAUUGCUUUUAUCAUUCGUUCGUCUAAUGAUUCCGCAUAAUGUUCCUCAAUACUCUGAGAUGGAGGAAUGUGUACAUAAAUGAAAGCUAAAAAUAUAUUCCGUUCUGGUUUCUCUUAUUAUUUUUGGAUUAUUUUCAGCAGUUCUGUCGAUAGAUUUCAUGUUUCAUUGUCACUUUCUUCUUAUCGAUUUUCAUCGCAACUAUUCUUCUUCAUACUAUUUAGUCUCAUUAUAUUCAGAACUUUUUUCUAAUUAUUCAUCAGUAUUGUCUCUAAACUAAUAAUAGAUAUAAAUUAUAAAAUAGACUGCUUGCAAAGCCUCAGACAAAGAAACAUAAUACACCGAAUAUACAGUGAAACAAAAAGAUACAAUAGCCCAAAUCAUUUCUGACAGGCCACGCGAAGUAGGCGUAAUUAACGCAAACGUACAAUGACAUAAGAAAAUAAAAAAACUACGAUUUACAACAUAGAUAUGACACAGAAAUAAUGAAUUAUUAUUGCAUCACUGUGAUUUACAUAAAGCACAACAAGGAAUUAGUAAAAUAUGUUUCCAUGUUUUUUUUUAGAAUUAUAAAGGGUGUUCCGGAAGUUCUGAAACGAUUUUAAAAUUUAUCGUUCUCGCAUUCAACAAAUGCAAACUUUUUGAAACUUUGACAUAUUAUUGCACAUAUGUAGAGGCACAUAACUACAAAGUUUGAGAUCUAUCGGUUCUACUGUAGAGGAGAACCUGUAGCAACACUGUGAUGUACUAUUUUUAACAUUUUCCUGUAUUCCCGGUCUACCAAAAUAUCUAUAUUUCGGCUUACGUAGAUGAUAAAAUCUUGAAUUUUUUUUUAAAAGAUGAGCCGUAAAAAGCUCUACAAAAAUUGUAAUAACAAAUCCCUAUUGACUUGUGUUAAUGGUUUCUGCCAUACUCAAAAUGAAAAACCUACAUGAUGGUACUACUUCUCACCAUAUUGUGCGUAAUAAAAAAUGUUUGAAGGAACUUUUUGUUUUGCAUGUAUCUCAGCUUGAAAAAAUGGUAAAAUCUUGAUUUCUUUUUCAAAAGAUGCACCGUCGAAAGCUCUACAAAAGCUAUAUAAACAAAUUCCUAUUGGAAAGCAGAAAGGUCUUCCAAACCUUUUUUUAUUACGCAUAAUAUGGUGAGAAGUAGUACUACCAUGCAGGUUUUUCAUUUUGAGUAUGGCAGAAACCAUUAACACAAAGUCAAUAGGGAUUUGUUAUUGCACUUUUUGUAGAGCUUUUCACGACGCAUCUUUUAAAGAAAAAUUCAAGAUUUUAUCAUUUACCUAAGCCAAGAUAUAGACGAAAUAAAAAAAUGUUGCACACCUCGAAGAUGACCAGGAAAAUUUAAAAAAUAGUACAUGUCAGUGUUGUUACAGUUUCUCAUCCAUAGUACAACCUAUAGAUCUCAAACAUUGUAGUUAUGUAGUACUAUAUAUGUACAACAAUCUACCAAAGUUUCAACAAAUUUGCUUUUGCAGAAUGCGAGAACGAUGAAUUUUAAAAUCGUUUCAGAACUUCCGAAGCACUCCUUAUAUCGAUACGUACUCAAUAGUCAUCAGUUCGAUGACUCCUCGAAUUUGCCACGAACCAUUAGUUCUUAUAUUGUUUUUCCGCGUAUAAAACCUCAAACUAUUCAAAUAAAUACAUUCUCGAUUUAUUCACGAAAUAAUUGAUUAAUACUGUGUUAGAAGAGUAAAACAUUGCUUUAUUCGAACUUUUGUGACGAAAACUUUUAUAACCUCCUCAUGAAAUUUUUCAAUGGGGAAUAUACCAAAAGAUGCGCCGUGGAAAGGGCUACAACAUAUCAAAAAUUCAGCCUGGGAUCUCUUACUUUGAUAUGAUAUUCACCCAUAACACGGAAACCUGACGACUGAAAUUGUAACUUGUUUUUUUCAAACUUUAUUCUAUUCUCAAGAAAAAUUACAUUCAAAAGAUAAUAGAAAUAGACUUUUUUGUAGAGAAUUUCAGUCUCUAUCAUUUGAGAUGUUUCGCGCCUCAAACCGCCAAACGAUGGAAGAGAAAUUUGUAAAAUACGAUCAGGAUUAAAAAAAACUCGAUUUUUAGCAUAUGGUCCGAGAAGUCGAAAAAAUGGGGGUACCUGCUAUUUUCUUAUAGACAAGUCAAAAUGAGUUGAUAUUUUGGUUUUCCGAGUAACUUUUUAUGGGCUUUCAAAUGAGAAUAUCAAAGUCAAAAUCUAAAUUUUUUCGGCAGCCA